AUGAAGGUGCUUCUAGUGACGGCUGUGAUAUGCGGUGCGGUGGCACUCGUCCUUGGCGUGCCGUUGCCGGCGGCCAACCCCGAACCGGCGGCCGCCCCCGGGCCGGACCCGGUCGCCCAACCAAAGACGGACAUCGAGCUGAUGAAGAUCCCGCUGGACGACGAUAAGGAACUGGACGUCAUCACGCUAAUAAACUCCGAAGACCAGCAAAUCAACGAGCGCAACAAACGCACGAUCGGUAUCCUGCGCGAGCUGUUCCCAUCGAUCUCUCAGAUUCUGGAUCAGAAAAUUCAGAUGAUCACCUCGUACCUGUUCCGCACGAUCGGCCCGAUUUUGCUGCGCAGCGGUCUCGGUCUGGGCGGUGGCGGAGCCGGCGGCGGUACCGACAGUAACCGCGGGAGCUCCAGCGACGACGACGACGACGAUUUCGAUUUCGACGACGACGACGACAACGAUAGCAGCGACACCAAGAAGCCAUCGUCCGGCGGUGGCGGCAGCAGCGGUGGACCGAAGGUGAGCAUCUCGCUGCCCACGUUCCCACCGUCCACUGGGCUGGAUGACGACGACGACGACAGCAGCAGCAAGGGCCCAAGUAGCACCGCCCCGACCACAACCGUCAGCGGUACCAGUGAGCCGGAACUGGACCUGGGCGGCGAUAGACCGGACGACCGGAACGAGGUGCGCAAGCGCGCUACGUCGACGUCGAAGGCGUCGACGGCGGAUGGCAGCGACCGGAUCGAUCUGCUGGCCGACCUGAGCCAGUUCGACCUGAGCACCGAAGCGUCGCCAUCGACUGUGGCGGCGGCGGUUACGACCACCAGCGAACCCAAGUCCAACCUGAUCACCACCAGCGAGGACGCCAAUACGCUCAACACACUGGACCUGGCCGGCCUGAGCGAUACGCUGAACGCGAUCCGGCGAGCGCGUGCCACCGAGGAGAAGGCGGCCGUCUCCGGCGACCAAAACGCUGCCGAGUCGUCCGCCAACAGCUCGAGCCUGGACGAGCUGACCCUCGACUCCGAGGGUACCGAUGAGGACCGCAACAAGAGAUUCCUGUCCUUCGGUGGCAGCAGCGGAGGCGGCGGUGGUUCAGGCAACUUCCUGUUCGACAUCAUCCGCCGGGCAGCGGAUCGCGCCGCGCGUGCCGCUGGAACCGUUUAUCGGGUUGUCGCCGGCACCGAAUCACUGACGACCGCUCUCGAGACCGACAACAGUAAAGACGAUGGACAUUCCACUACUUCCCACUCUGCCACCUCUCAUAGCCACUCUUCGCUUGUGUCGGGCAGCUCGGGCACGGAACAGAGCGACGAGAAAGCCCACUCGCCGGACGAUCACGACCUCGGCAAGGGUGACGGCUACACUGAGGGCAUCCCCGGACCGGUGACGCGCCUGUUCGUGCUGGCAAACCGCGGUCUGUCUAACCUCAUCCAGGAUCUGAUUCUGCGAAUCGCACAAACCAGUGAACGAGUGGUUAACUUCAAAGCACGUCUUAUCACGUCACUAAUCUAA
Molecule: messenger RNA, 1509 nt
Organism: Anopheles cruzii
Lineage: Eukaryota; Metazoa; Arthropoda; Insecta; Diptera; Culicidae
Product: dentin sialophosphoprotein
Exons: 8
Coding region: 1-1509 (502 amino acids)
Source: RefSeq, a predicted model, not a curated record